AUGCCCACUACCAUGCCUGUUACAGAUUACUGCCAGUCUCCUGACUUUACCACAGGGUCAUGUGGAGGCAAUCUGUUUGGCUCUGGCACCUUCUCUAGCCCUAACUAUCCCAGCUACUAUCAUGACGAUGCCUACUGCAUGUGGCAACUAAGAGCUUUAAUUUCUAAUUUAUGGCUUUUAUUGUGUUUAAAAAAACACAGGCUGGAAAACUGCUGUUCCUGUGACUACAUUGAAAUCUAUGAUGGGCCAUAUGUUUAUUCUCCAUUGUUGGGCAAAGUCUGCAACAACAGUCUGAGCACUUUCUUCUCCACUUCCAACUACAUGACUGUGGUCUUCCGGACUGAUGGUUCUGUGGUUGGUCGAGGGUUCAACGCCGAGUUCACGAGCUCUUUGACACCAAGCUCAGGUCGAGUGGACUGCUCCUCAGACAACAUGAACAUCGUGAUUGAGAAGUCUUACUUGAACUCUUUGGGUUAUGAUGGUCACAGCCUGUACCUGAAUGACCCACACUGCAGACCCCAGAUUUCCUCAUACCACGUGGUCUUCAGUUUUCCUCUCAACACUUGUGGCAACAUAAGAGAGUUUGAGAAUGGCAGAAUUGUGUACACAAACAGUCUUCGUGCCUACAGCUCCAACUACGGCGAGAUCACACGCCAGUCUAACCAGUUUAAGCUAAACGUCAACUGCCGAAUGGAGCAAGACUCGGUAUCUCAGAUUUUAUACAAGGUCGAUGAACCAGACAACACCACCAUAACGGGCACAGGCAGAUACAACACCAGCAUGGUUUUCUACCAAUCCAGCAGCUUCUACUAUCAGGUGACUACAUUUCCGUAUGAGAUAACACUAAACCAGAACUUGUUUAUUGAAAUCGAUAUGAGGAGAGGUGACAGCAGUCUGGUCCUCUUUAUUGACACCUGUGUAGCAUCACCAUCAGCCUUUGAUUUCCAGUCAAGACCCUACUACUUGGUUCGCAAUGGUAACAUCUCUUUCUUUAUCAUCCUCAGAUGUCCAAUAGAUAACACCUACUAUGCCUACACUACUGGCACCAGCCCGUUUGCCCGUUUCACAUUUAAGGCCUUCCAGUUCUUGCGGGCCACAGAAGAUGUGUACCUCCAGUGCAAGGUCCUAAUAUGUCCAGCCUCCGACUACAACUCCCGCUGCCGCCGCGGAUGCACCAAGCGAGUGGCCAGAGACGUGGGGUCUGAACAUGAGAGUGAAACUCUGGUUGUGGGUCCCAUUCACCUCUUAGACCCUGAGACAAAGGAAGAUGCGACUGAUGAGCAGAAAGAAACUUAAAUCUUCUCUACUUCUCUCCGUCUUCUUCACGCCUUCACUCUAACACUGAAUAUUAUCCACCC
Messenger RNA from Pelmatolapia mariae (spotted tilapia), 1358 nucleotides. Its product is annotated as deleted in malignant brain tumors 1 protein-like. The record is from RefSeq and is a predicted model, not a curated record. Bases 1 to 1296 code for a protein of 431 amino acids. Gene Ontology annotation, cellular component: cell surface. The transcript is spliced from 9 exons. Lineage: Eukaryota; Metazoa; Chordata; Actinopteri; Cichliformes; Cichlidae.